Molecule: messenger RNA, 1365 nt
Organism: Cyclocybe aegerita
Lineage: Eukaryota; Fungi; Basidiomycota; Agaricomycetes; Agaricales; Hemipholiotaceae
Source: the annotation of a GenBank genome assembly
AUGGCUUAUAGUUCUCGAUACUUCGUACCGACGGAGCUGGAUGACAUUCCGCCAACACACAACCGCCGUAGAUAUGAUAAGAUCAAAGCAGAUAAGAUGUUGCCUCACACGUCGUCCCCUUGCAAGACUUUUAUCUCCCUAUGGAAACUCUGCGGGUUCAAGUAUAUGCGCCCAAACCUCCCGACAAUACCCAGCCAAAUCAUUAUGACCAAAGGUUUCGACUCGGAGCAAACAUACAUGACAUCCCCCGAAGCGAAGCGGCUAGUACCUUUGUCUCACGAAGUAUCGACUUACAUUCAAGGGUUUGGUGUCAUCCCAAAUCAGGAAGAAGCCGCGAUCCUUGAGAACCUUCGUACGACACGUCAAGGCGAGGAAAAAUUGAAGGAGCUCGCGGUCGUCUCGUCCAUCCUUGCCCCCAUUCGGCGACUUCCUCCAGAGCUUCUGACAAAAAUAUUCCGUCUUACGACUGCAGAACCCCAACCUCCGGCGCAUCCAGAGGACCGCUCCCCCAUGGUUCUCUGCAGCGUAUCCACCCUGUGGAGAAACAUUGCCAUCAAGGACCCAUUCCUGUGGACACAGAUCCGAUUCGAUUAUCCAGUGUACAGCGAGUACAUACAAUCUGAAGAGUACUGCAACUCGGACGAAGAAGAAUUGACGCCUUCCAGGGAUGAGUCCCACGUCGUUGAGGAGUAUCGGCGCAUGCUACGAAGAGUACAAGUUUUUGUCCAACGCGCUGGAAGUGCGCCUCUGUUGCUCAGCGUCGGCGACUGCCGAACGGAUACAAUAAGGAUUGUUGCCCCCUCGCCAACGCUCCAGGCCUACAGACAAAACGCCUUCAACACGCUGGUCUCUCUCUUCCCUAGAUGCUGGUCGUUGCAGUUUUACGUGGACCAUGCAUGGAGAACGUCCUUCUUCACAAAGCUUCCUCCGGGGAUAUUGUCCAAACUGGAAAACCUCCAGAUCAGUUUCCAUCAGGAGACGACCGCUAGUUCUCCUAUAGAGACACAGCUAUUCAAACUUUCCCCUCUUCGGCAUUAUCAUCUAUUUUCUGAAUUUCCACGGGACCUCGCCCACAUUUCCGUUCCGCACUUGUCACUGGAAACGCUUACAAUCCUUCUGUCAGACAGGGCGUACAUGAACACGAACUUGCCCUGCACAGAUGCCGUCGAGAUGUGGCGUACUUUCCUUCUUAAGUGCACAAAUCUCCGUGUCGCAUAUGUCAGUUACCUGCUAAGCAAUUUUCUACUCGUCCUACACUCUCCAACACUAUCGCAUGGGCUUCUGCACCUCCAGUAUCGCGUUCCCCGUUGGCACACCUUUCCAGAUUUCACGUACGCACCAAUCUUCAUGCAAGUGCAUGUGUGA